Messenger RNA from Gopherus flavomarginatus (Mexican gopher tortoise), 3341 nucleotides. RefSeq names its product zinc finger protein 773-like. Lineage: Eukaryota; Metazoa; Chordata; Testudines; Testudinidae. Gene Ontology annotation, molecular function: DNA-binding transcription repressor activity, RNA polymerase II-specific. The record is from RefSeq and is a predicted model, not a curated record. Gene Ontology annotation, biological process: negative regulation of transcription by RNA polymerase II. The transcript has 7 exons. The coding region runs from base 202 to 1827 and encodes 541 amino acids.
GCCCGGGAGCAGCCGGCUGGCUUGUUAUUGUAGGGUAGCCUGGAAGCGCUGGGGCUGUGGGAGCAGCAGCAGGUGUGAAUAUCGGGCCCCAGCCUUGUCUUUAGGGUGCCAGUGACGUUCGAGGACGUGGCGGUUUAUUUCUCCCCGGAGGAGUGGGCGGCGUUAGCAGAAUGGCAGAGGGAGCUGUACCGGGACGUGAUAAUGGAGAAUUACGAGCUGGUGGCAUCUUUGGGCUCUGCGGGUCCCAGGCCCAAAGCAUCGGCUAGAAAAGCAAAGCGAGAGAAGGCGCCGUAUGUCUGGGACCAUCAGUACUCGAGAGCGAAAGUCCUGAUGCUUCCAGCACAGGGGAACGACACCCCCAACCAGGAGACAUGGGGCGUUUGCUGGCGUCCCAAUCUGGGGGAGAAGGAAUUCGGGUCUCUCCAUGCCCAAGAGCCUUCAGGCUCCAGCUCUUUAAGCGGCAGCUGUGCUAAGGAGCUGGUGACCUUCGAGGAGGUGGCGGUCUAUCUCACCACCGAGGAGUGGAAGGAGCUGAAGGACUGGCAGCGGGAGCUGUAUCAGGACGUGAUGAAGGAGAAUUACGAGCUGGUCACCUCUGUGGGAGACACCGUGGAGAAACCAGAGAUUGUCUCUAGGCUGGAGCGCGGGGAAGAGCCAUACGACCCCAGAGAGACACACAUUCCUGGUCCCCACGGCGUGGCAGGUGGUGGGACCCGGGGGGCUGAGGAGGAGACAACACGUCAUGAGGAAGAGCCGGCAGGGCUGGACCCGAGUGAUAUGCUAAUGGGGAGAGACGCAGCGAGAGUUUCCUUGGGCUUGGCCAGGACCGGAGCCAGCGGCAGUCGGAGUCAGUGCAAAGGGCACCCAGGCCAGGGGAGGCCUCUGGGGAACGGACAGGAUGAAGCCCUGUGUGGCGAGCAGCGGGCCAGGGACUGCCCAGCCAGCGCUGAGCCCCAGAGCAAUGGGGCCUCAGAGCGACCCUGCCCAGAGCCUGAGAACCAGGGGGGCAGCGUGGUGACGGGAGCUGUGCCUCUAACCCCCAUGGCAGAGGGGCUGUAUGUGGGGAGCAUUGGGCAGGGUGGGAAGCCAACAAUGGCGCACGUUGCCCCUGGGGGAGGGGGACCCUACAAGUGUGGGGAGUGUGGGAAGGGCUUUGGCAGCCAGGCCUCCCUGGCCAAGCACCGGCGGCAGCACGCCAGGGCGGGCGCCUUUCCCUGCAGCCAGUGUGGCAAAGCCUUCAGCAACAAGGGCAACCUCCUGCGGCACCUGCAGCUGCACAGCGGGGAGAAGCCAUACGGCUGCGCUGAGUGCGGGCGGCGCUUCCGCACCAAGCAGACCUUCCUGGCGCACCAGCGCAUGCACACUGGGGAGAAGCCCUUCGCCUGCCGCCAGUGCGGGCGGAGCUUCACACGCAAGGAGAACCUCCUGCGCCACCAGGAGACCCACGUGCACAAAGAGCCCCACACUUGCCCCGAGUGCGGCAAGAGCUUCCUGCACGAGGGCUCGCUGCUCCUGCACCGCCGUGCCCACGCAGGGGCCCAGCCCUUCCCCUGCGCCCACUGCAGCAAGAGCUUCAACUGGAAGACGAACCUCACCACCCACCUGCGCAGCCACGCCGGGGAGCAGCCCUCCGCCUGCCAGCAGUGCGGCCAGCAUUUCGGCGACCGUGGAGACCUGCUGCUGCACCAGAGAGCCCAUGCGGGUGGUGGGCUGCUGACAGGCUAUGGCAACGGGGAGACGUUCAGCGAGUUCCUCCAGAUCCACGAGAUGCUGAUCUCCCGCACACACAGCCGCAAGCCCCUCGGUGCCCUCACCAAGUACAAAUGAAACCUGGCUGCAGGGCUGGAGCGGCUCUGCCAGCGUGGGAGCAGGGGAGCACGCCCAGCCCCAUCUCCCAGCACGUGGCAGGAUAGAUGACCCUGCCAAUGCAGGUACGCCAGCAGAGGUACAGCCUGGCUGGGGGGUGACGCCCUGGUGGGGGGAACCCUCCGGAGCUCUGGCUCCCCGGUGCCAGCUCUUCCCGCAGGAGUUUUCCUUUGGGUGGUUAUUGGUUCUCGUCCAGCUAGUUCCAGGUGCUGCUGCCAGAUGUGGGGUGACAGCUGCCCCCUUGGGUGCACUGGUCCCACUGACUCCUAGUGAUGAAGUCUUGCAUCACAUUUGCAGAGCAGCAAGCAGCCAGUGCUGCUCUCUGAGCUCCGAUGUCGCCAACCCUUGCAGGAGAGGCUGCUUGGACAUGCCCCGACAGCCAAUCCCUAGCAGAGCAGAGCUGGGCCUAGGAGGAAUCUUCCGGGCCAGCCCCAGGUAGUGUGCAUGGCUCUGGCGCUCCAGCCAAGGGGUCCCAAGAGGCAGCGCUUGCUGCAGCAAGGUCCGCGGCUGGGAGAGAAGGCAGCGUUCCUGAGGGGGGGUGGGGAGGAGGCGCAGACGGCAGUUUGCUGUAGUCCAGGCUGGGGUUUCAGGGGAGUGCAUGGUGACGGCAGGCUGGGUUAGCCUGGGGCUGGAGAGCCAGAGUCUGUCCAGCAGCCUCCGUCCGCAGUUGCAGUAGGGGGGCUGCCAGAGCAGCCUGGCUUGCUGGUAACGGUCCUGUAGCCACACUGGCGAAAGCCUGGCUGGAGGCACCAUUGGCCAGUCUCAGGUCUCAUUACCUGCUAGGACCGACUCACUGGUGGGUGCUUGUGAAUCCCAGCUGCCCGCCAGCAUCUCAGCUGCAUCACCGCCCUUGCCUGUCCAGCCUCAGGUCACCAUUCUGACGACCCUCUUGUGAGAACCAUAGAAAUGCUGGGCUGGAAGGGACCUCGGGAGGUCACCAGGGCCAGACUCCGGCGCUGAGGCAGGACCAAGAAAACCCAGCGCAGCUCUGACAGGUUCAUCCAGCAGGUUCUUAGAAACCUCCAAUGACGGGGAUCUCCAUGACCUCCCUUGGGAGCCUGUCCCAGAGCUUCGCUGCCCUGGGUUUCUGCAAAUCGCCCUCUUGGUCCUCACUUCACUUGGAAGCUGCAGCUCUCAGCCUGGCUAGCGCCUGAGCCUGUGCUGGGUCCCCUCUGAGAUCUGGGAGUGCCACGUUUCGCAGGGUCGAGCCGUGUCCCCUGGGCUGGUUUGGGGGCUCCAGUGAUGUUGCAGUUCACUUGGGUGAGGGGGGACGGCCAAGGCAUGUUGGCAGCACCAACGGGAUCCUGUUUAAAGAACAUUUUUACUAAGACUGUAAAUCCCCAGCCCAGGUGAGAAAUGUGCCAGCUUCAUGCAGGAAGGGAACGGCUGGCUGACGAAGCACUGAAACGCCGCGUGGCACGUAAAGACACACUCCUGCUGUCAGACCAAGUGUCCAAUAAAACACUUCACUUCUU